This is a messenger RNA of Eutrema salsugineum, 1172 nucleotides long. Its product is annotated as heavy metal-associated isoprenylated plant protein 39. Lineage: Eukaryota; Viridiplantae; Streptophyta; Magnoliopsida; Brassicales; Brassicaceae. The transcript has 3 exons. Gene Ontology annotation, molecular function: metal ion binding. The record is from RefSeq and is a predicted model, not a curated record. The coding region runs from base 314 to 856 and encodes 180 amino acids.
UAUUGAGUCUGAGACUCUCUCUCUAUCUCUCUCUCUCUGCAUGCAUCUCUCUCCCUCUCUCUCAAUCUCUCCAGUAUUUGUCAGGAUUUGGGCUUUUUUAAAAAAACGAUCAGUGACCAAUCUCUCUUAUCGUCUUCAAAAGUUUCCAAUUAUUUCAUUCUUCUUCUUCAUCCUCUAUUUUCUCUUAAAUCUUUUCCUGCAUCUUCUCUCUCUCUCUCUCUCUCUCUCUCUCUCUCUCUCUCUCUCUCUCUCUCUCUCUCUCUGUGCAUAUUCUUACAAUUAAACGGUAACCCAAAAACAAACGAAUAGAGCAAUGAAGAAAAUUGUGUUAAAGUUGGAUCUGCAUGAUGAUAAGGCAAAACAAAAGGCCCUUAAAACAGUUUCUACUCUCCCAGGAAUCGACUCGAUUGCAAUGGACAUGAAGGAGAAGAAACUAACGGUGAUCGGAACCGUGGAUCCGGUAAAUGUAGUAAGCAAGCUAAGAAAGUACUGGCCGAUGACGGAUAUCAUACUAGUGGGACCAGCAAAAGAGCCGGAAAAGGAGAAGAAGGAGGAGCCGAAGAAGGAAGGCGGUGGCGAGCCGGCGAAGAAAGAAGGAGAAGCUCCAAAGGAAGGAGAAGCAAAAAAGGAAGGAGAAGCGCCAAAGAAGGAAGAAGAGAAGAAAGAAGGCGGCGAUAAGAAGGAAGGAGAGAAGAAAGAUCAACCGCAGCCGCAGCCGCAACCGCAGCUGCAACCGCCAGCACCAGAUCAUGUGUUGGAGCUUGUAAAGGCGUAUAAAGCAUAUAAUCCUCACCUAACUACGUAUUACUAUGCCCAAAGCAUGGAAGAAAACCCUAAUGCUUGCGUUAUAUGUUGAAAAAACAUGUCUAAUAUAUAAUUUGGGGGAUGUGAAAAGGAUAGACCGAUCUAUAAAUGAGGAAGACGAAUAAGAAUCAUAAGAUAUAUCCUAGUCUCAGAUAUAUCGAUUCGGAUUGGAUCGGAUAUGUUUUUUUUUUUUUACCUCGAUAAUGCGGGGUAAAUCGAUUUCGAUGAUAUGUUUUUGUGUAUAUAUCGUCGAUUGUACUAGAAUUUCUAUUUGUAUUUGUUUCAUUGUUUGUUUGAACUUUGAAAGUAACUCUUGUACAUAGGAUGGUGUUAUAUGUGCGUUAGUAUUGUUAAUUCUUUUCAAAUGU